Varanus komodoensis (Komodo dragon) is the source of this 2909-nucleotide messenger RNA. RefSeq names its product ras and Rab interactor 2-like. Bases 661 to 1593 code for a protein of 310 amino acids. The transcript has 5 exons. Lineage: Eukaryota; Metazoa; Chordata; Lepidosauria; Squamata; Varanidae. The record is from RefSeq and is a predicted model, not a curated record.
UGACGUUUGGUGCUCGGAUGAGCCGUGAGUGGGGCCCGUGGCCACGGCUGAGAAGUACGCUGAUGUUUCCUUUCUAUUUUACGCCCGCUUGGCUUCCUGUAACAACUGAGGAACUGCGUGGACAUAAUGUUAUCUGGUUUCCAGCUAUACGUAAACAAUCCCUAAGGACCGAAAGUAGAACUUGCCCCAUCUUUUGUGUCUGGUUACUGAGGAAUUUUAGCUUCAACUGGAGGUUUGGAUCCGGAAAAGAUGUACGGGGUUGAUAAGCACUGAAGACAGUGAGAAGGGUCAAGUAGCUUUGGCUUCGAUGGGGAAAAUGCUUCCUGUGCUGUUUGUAGCACAAAUUCCCUCUGCUCCGUGACACAGAGGUGCAGUUUCAGUGAAAACUUGGUUGAUUUCAGAAAGGCUUGUGAGACUGUAUUUCUUGGAGAAUCGAUGCGAAAGACUGCAGGUGGCGUGCUCCCAUUUUGUAGGUGUGUUUUUAAUCCGCGCUGGCUGAACGUCCGCUCAGUGGAUGGACUUGCUCCUGGAUGAGGUGGCGGAGACGGCUGGCGGAAAUGGACUCUGAUUUUGUCUGCCAGAUUUCCUGAUGCCGUAGCAGGAUGGACCCGGGCUGGGGAGGUGAAGGACAGUAACCGGGGUCGAGACCUAGAGAAAGCUAUGGGUGAGGUGUGUCCAGAACAGAAGGGUUCCAAAAAUCUCGCUCGGGAUUCCGGAUAUGACAGCCUGCCCAGUAAGCUCAGCAUACUGGAUAAACUCCUGCACACGCACCCCGUCUGGUUGCAGCUUGGCUUGGAUGAUGCCGAAGCGGCGGAUGUCCUACGGCCUCACCCUCCCGGAACAUUCCUCGUUAGGAAGUCCUCAAGAAUGCAGAAGAAAGUCUUAUCUCUGCGUCUACCCAGUGAAUUUGGGUCAUGCCUCAAGGAGUUUGCAAUCAAGGAAAGCACAUACACCUUUUCCUUGGAAGGCUCCGGAAUAAGCUUUGCAGAUUUGUUCCGGCUCAUCGCUUUCUACUGUAUCAGCAGGGAUGUCCUGCCCUUCACGCUGAAGCUGCCCCACGCCAUCGCCUCAGCAACCACGGAGGCUGAACUCGAGCAGGUGCUGCAGCUGGGACCAAGUAAGUGCGCCUGUCGGGCCGGCCGAGCGGAUUUAGCUCCGUCGCUGCGGAGGGCGGCAGAGACGGUGGCACCGCCUGAAGGAGCGACCGUCUCCGGCCUGGCGCUUUUACGGGGUGCGGAGAUGGCGAGGGCCCCCCGGGCAGGGCAGGGCCGCCCCAGUGGGGUGCUUGAGCGACUCUGCGAGCGGCCACAUUGCGGAGCCCUCCGGGCAGUUUCCUUUCCGAAAUCUGCUUUGAGAUGCGAGGGAGGUCUGCAGGGCAGGGGCUGGGCUCCGCCAGGCUCUGCUUUUCUGCUGGUCGGAGGGCUGGUGGCCGACGCUCGGGGGCCAGGUCCUGCCCAGGGGUCCCUUGCGGUAGGCGUGCUGUUCUUUCUCGUCGCCGCCUUGGUGCCCGCAGCCGGCGAGCCGCUAAUGGGGGAGCGAUUUGCUUGUCUUUCGUUUCUUGGCUCAGUUGCUCAUUCUCGAUGGUUGUCGUGAGUGUCAGCAAGCUGCAGUUUAUCUUCGUUUCAUGUCUGGGAGUCAGGUGAUCCGGGUUCAAGUCCCCACUCUGGGCCAGUCACAGACCCUCAGCCCGACCUACCUUGCAGGGUUGUUGUAGUGAGAAUAAGAUUAAUGGGGGAGUAGAAUGACGUAAGCUCCCCUGGAGUUAUUUGGAAGGAAAAAAAAGGCAGGGAUAUAAAUAUAGUAAGUAAAUGAAACUUACUUACCCACUUCACUACCACUUUCCUAGGCUAAUUUGUGAACCCACUUUCCUAGGCUAAUUCUCAGAGGGCAUCCGUUCCUAAACAUACUUACCAAAGGAAAUGUAUUUUGGCUUGAGGCGUUUCCUAGGCAAAAUUGUUCAUUACAUAUCUAAUAACUGCAUCCUUUACUUACCUGGGAAGUUUGGAGUGGUUAAUCAGCCGCAGCGUGUGAGUGCCAAGGGGCUUGAGUAGCCCCCCAUCAAGUUCGGUCUGUGGCAGGAGCAUGGAAGAGAUUGAACUUUCCUCCUCCAAUCCGGUGAUCCCUCACCUUAUUACUCAGACAUAAGACUGUUCUGUGCAAUUACGAUGAGGGAUACUUCUAAAUAGUGGCUGGUUAACCCUUUCCUGGGGUGUGUUUAUUAGCAGAUCAGAUAACAAUUAAGAAUGGGAGGUAUCCACUGAAUUAACGAGAGUUUACAACUAGCCCUGCUUAGAAACCGGGGCAGGCUUUCUAGCCAAUUCCCCAAGAAUUGAGCUCCCAUAAGGACAAGCUUGAGCUGUUCCGUCUUGCUUAUUGACUGAUGAACAAAAGUUUGUUUGUUGCUUCUGAGCCAUUCUUGAAACAGCUGCGGCGCUUGGACUGUUCCUCUCUCAAAAUGCCCCAACCUGAAUUUGAAGGAUGAAGCUACUGUUAGAACCUGGCAUCCAAACACAAAAUAAAAUUAUGCAAGGAUGAAAGGGGGAAAUUUAGUCAUAGUUGGCCUAGUUAGGCAAAAUGUCCUAUCCCCGCUCUUAGGUAAAUAACUGCAUUUAUUAUUUUGCUGGAAAGGUCUUGAAGACUUCCCUUCCCUUCCACCCACAGCAGUUCCCAACUAAUCCCCAGACUGGGUGAACCAGAUUCUUAAGCAGGAGUGAAUUCAAAUUCAUAAUUGCAGUGUGUCAUCUAGGUGAUUCCCACGAAAACACGAACUACGAAAGCUUAUAUGCACUGCAAGACAUAUAAGCUUUUGCUUGUUGCUGUGAUUUGCAGUGGCAUAUUUACGUUAUAUAUUUAUAUUUAUGCAGACAAUGAGCAAGAGCGUAUAAUUCUGGGCUCCACAGUUGAAGAAA